This is a messenger RNA of Delphinapterus leucas (beluga whale), 1989 nucleotides long. RefSeq names its product DNA damage regulated autophagy modulator 2 (gene DRAM2). Gene Ontology annotation, cellular component: lysosome. Lineage: Eukaryota; Metazoa; Chordata; Mammalia; Artiodactyla; Monodontidae. The record is from RefSeq and is a predicted model, not a curated record. Gene Ontology annotation, biological process: regulation of autophagy; photoreceptor cell maintenance.
CCGGGGCCGGCUUAGCUGCUCGGGUGCGCGCUUCGGGGCCUCUGUGCUGCCGGCAGCCUCCGGAGCCGGCAGUCAGUACGGGCAGAGACAUCCAAGCAAGCUCCCCUCUUCUCCGCGCCCCGUUUGCCCCAAGCCCGACCGAGCUCUGCCUCUCGCAUCUUUUCCCGGCACCAAACAACGCGUUAAUCCAACUCUUCAUCCAAGUGCUUCGCGCUUCCGGAAGAAGGUAGCGGAUUUACAAAAGGUGCAGUUUUGGGCAGAUUUGAAGACUGGUAUUUUGAGAACUUGUAAAACAGGAGACGUGUUUGAGAUGUGGUGGUUUCAGCAAGGCCUCAGUUUCCUUCCUUCAGCCCUUGUAAUUUGGACGGCUGCUGCUUUCAUAUUUUCAUAUAUCACUGCUAUAACACUUCACCAUGUUGACCCUGUUUUGCCUUAUAUCAGUGACACUGGUACAGUAGCUCCAGAAAAAUGCUUGUUUGGGGCAAUGUUAAAUAUUGCUGCAGUUUUAUGCAUUGCGACCAUUUAUGUUCGUUAUAAGCAAGUUCAUGCUCUGAAUCCUGAAGAGAGUCGUAUCAUCAAAUUAAACAAGGCUGGCCUUGUACUUGGAUUACUGAGUUGUUUAGGACUUUCUAUUGUGGCAAACUUCCAGAAAACCACCUUUUUUGCUGUACAUGUAUGUGGAGCUGUGCUCACCUUUGGCAUGGGCUCAUUAUACAUGUUUGUUCAGACUAUCCUUUCCUACCAAAUGCAGCCCAAAAUUCACGGCAAACAAGUCUUCUGGAUCAGACUACUGUUGGUUAUCUGGUGUGGAGUAAGUGCAUUUAGCAUGCUGACUUGUUCAUCACUUUUGUACAGUGGCAGUUUUGGCGCUGAUAUAGUACAGAAACUCCAUUGGAAUCCUGAGGACAAAGGUUAUGUGCUUCACAUGAUCACUACUGCAGCAGAAUGGUCUAUGUCACUUUCCUUCUUCGGUUUUUUCCUGACUUAUAUUCGUGAUUUUCAGAAAAUUUCUUUACGGGUAGAAGCCACUUUACAUGGAUUAACCCUCUAUGACACUGCUCCUUGCCCUAUUAACAAUGAACGAACACGGCUACUUUCCAGAGAUGUAUGAUGAAAGGACAAAAUAUACCUAUGGUGAUUAUGAUUCUCAGGGAUUGGGGAAAUAUUCAUGAAAGUUACUUAUUCUGCUCUGAAAUUUUCAACCAGUUAAUCAAGGCUGACAGUGAUAUCAAAGAAUCCUGAUAAUCAAGAGACAUGAAUUAAGCCAUUUGAUGUUGUUUUAAAGGAUAUCUUCAAGAGGACUGUGAAAAAACAUUUAUGCCUAUACUUUUUUAUCCCAGAAAAUAAAACCAAAGGACUACAAAAUUGUAGAUUUUUUUCUACUUUUUUAAGAGAAACAACCAGAAGUGCACCAAGCAGUCUGCAAAAUCCAGCUUUUCACAUUUUAAAAAACAUUACAAAUCAUAUUUUGUUUGGAGCACUUAUGUGAGAUAUGUUUCAGGACCCCAAAUAAUCAGCAGUGCUCAACAGCUCCUUUAAAAUUGGGCUUUGAAGUAAUAGUUUUACCAUAUUAAUACAUUUCUUAUAGUGUUUAUAAAAUUUAUUUCGUCUGGAAUCCAACUUUAAAGGGAAGCAGACCUGAAUUCAUGUGAGCACUUUUAUUGCUUAAGCUUUGCACAAGAGAUUCUGUAGAUAUUGAUUUGAUUCCUGCCACAAGGCCAGAUAGUAUGCUAACUGGUGUAUACACAUGCUUGUGAUAGUUUCAUGAAGCUUAGUCUCUGAUAUGAGAUUUUAAUUACUAAUGAAUGAGAAAAGUAGCUAUAGGUAAAUUUACUCCAGUUGUGUUUUGCAUAAGGCAAUGGUUAGUGUUCCUACACAAGUCUGAGAAGUUUGUGAAUAACAGUAAGUAUAAUUAAAAUAAAAGUCACCUCAAACUGCACUCAAGAGUGAAGAUUUUCAUUUAUAGCAAAUUAUAAUUACUUGAAAAAG